AUGGCCUUAUGCAUCCUAAAGUACCAAUUCAAUACCUUCCGUCGACCAGCUACUGGGCAACCUUUCAACCUCGAGGCAGACCCACUGUACUGGGAUUUAUCGCCUCUGGUUGAUGGCAGUUUCUCCAAUACAGUCGAGGAUGGUGUCUUGAAGCGACCCAAACCUGCUACCAGUCUCCUAGUUGCCAUCAUGUGGUCAGCGAUCAUAGGCAAGCGAAACCCCAACUUCUGGACUCAAGUUCGUGACCGGGCUUGCACCUUCUUGUUCAAUAUGGUCAACGCUCCAAGCAAGUACCUUGUUUGGAUUCAAGUUAUCCAUCGAGAGAAGACCUAUUUCGAGGACAUCGAACCUCACGACGGCGGUACUUUCUUCACUGUCGACAACAAGGAGAAUGUCGAAUGGAUCGAGUGCGCGGAGGGCUUGACUAUGAGUGGCCAAGUCAUUGGCGAGCUCCCUCCAUUCUACUUAACAUUUAUCCGGAUUUUGUUCAUAAUGUGA
Molecule: messenger RNA, 498 nt
Organism: Mollisia scopiformis
Lineage: Eukaryota; Fungi; Ascomycota; Leotiomycetes; Helotiales; Mollisiaceae
Exons: 1
Coding region: 1-498 (165 amino acids)
Source: RefSeq, a predicted model, not a curated record